This is a messenger RNA of Cottoperca gobio, 2842 nucleotides long. RefSeq names its product adenosine kinase a (gene adka). Gene Ontology annotation, biological process: purine ribonucleoside salvage; purine nucleobase metabolic process. Lineage: Eukaryota; Metazoa; Chordata; Actinopteri; Perciformes; Bovichtidae. Gene Ontology annotation, cellular component: cytosol; nucleus. Gene Ontology annotation, molecular function: adenosine kinase activity. The record is from RefSeq and is a predicted model, not a curated record. The coding region runs from base 126 to 1271 and encodes 381 amino acids. The transcript is spliced from 11 exons.
GGCGUGGGGUGGGGGCAACGGCUGCCUGCUAGGCUCCACGCGGGGUAGCAACCAUCCAGCUCAGUGUUAGCACUACCGCGUUUUCACGCCAGUUAAUAAACUGAUUGCAACGUGCCCGUUCAACCAUGGCUUCUGAAGAACCAAAAGCAAAGAAACAAAAACUGACAGAGGAGAAGAAGACAGAAUCUCCGACCAAAAAGACUCCUACCAAAAAGUCUCCGACCAAAAAGACUCCUGCCAAACUAAGCCCUAAUUCACUCUUUGGGAUGGGAAACCCCUUACUGGACAUCUCUGCUGUAGUGGACAAAGACUUCCUGGAUAAGUAUACUCUGAAACCCAAUGACCAGAUCCUGGCAGAGGACAAACACAAAGCACUAUUUGAGGAGAUAGUGAAGAAGUUCAAAGUUGAGUACCACGCUGGAGGAGCCACACAGAACUCUAUUAAGAUUGCUCAGUGGAUGAUCCAAGAACCCCAUGAUGUGGGCACGUUCUUUGGCUGCAUUGGCAAAGACAAGUUUGGAGAGAUCCUGAAGCAGAAGGCUGAGGAGGCCCACAUUGAUGCCCACUACUACGAGCAAGAUGAAGAGCCCACAGGGACAUGUGCUGCUUGCAUCACCGGAGAUAACAGGUCUCUGGUAGCUAACCUAGCUGCUGCAAACUGUUAUAAGAAGGACAAGCAUCUAGACCUGGAAGAAAACUGGAAGCUGGUGGAAAAAGCUAAAGUCUACUAUAUCGCUGGUUUCUUCCUGACCGUCUCUUUGGAGUCCAUCCUGAAAGUGGCGAAGCAUGCGUCUGUAAAUAACAAGCUGUUUUGCCUGAACCUCUCCGCGCCCUUCAUCUGCCAGUUCUUCAAGGACAACCUCAUGCAGGUUAUGCCCUACGUUGAUGUGCUGUUCGGCAAUGAGACGGAGGCAGCAGCAUUCGCUAAAGAGCUAGACCUUGAGACCGAAGACAUUAAGGAAAUUGCCAAAAAAACCCAGGCUUUGCCCAAAAUCAACACAAAGAGAAAGAGGAUUGUAGUGUUGACGCAGGGGAAGGAUGAAACUUCUAUGGCUCUAAGUGAUGAGGUCAAGUCAUUCCCUGUACUGAAGAUUGACUCGAAGGACAUAGUUGACACAAUCGGUGCAGGUGAUGCAUUUGUAGGAGGUUUCCUGUCUGAGCUGGUCCAGGAGAAACCACUGGAUCAGUGCGUGAAGGCGGCACACUACGCUGCCAACGUUAUCAUCAGACGAGCGGGUUGCACCUUCCCAGAAAAACCCGACUUCAACUAAAGAUUCCCGGACAUCUUAAACUUCAGCCUCAAACCUCAUACUCGCCCUGCUAUACACAUGUUUUCUACAAAUUCUACCCUCAAUUCUUGUAGCCACAUUUCUUAUCAAUCAGCCACCAUUAACGUUAUUUUUUUUAAUUCAUCUGGAUAUAAUUUCCUUCCACUUGUUAGCAGGGUGCCUGCUGACGUGUGCCUGUCUCUGUUUUCCACUUGGGGCCGCUAGAGGAUUAUGCAGCCGAGAGCCAACGGAGAUUUGUUUUUAUAUAUUAAUGACCAUAAAGGAAUCAUGAUAACAUCACAGGAUGUGAUAAUUUUGCUUUACACAAAGUAUCUUUUCAUGGACAGUUGUUUUUGUUUCUAAAUGUUUUUUGGCUCUGACACUGCCGACAUCUGACGCCCAUCAGACCCAUCAGCUGCGAGCGCUCGCGUUGACGUCUCCCGAGUUGUUUCUUCUCUCGUAGACCGAAAAGCACAAGAAGUGAAUUCCACGAUGGAGGACACAUUAUACACAUUAUACACAGGACUAAUGAAUAGAAUAUCAGUCAAUGGAAGUUUUGUAUUCUGCAUUGAAGUGUGCAGUAUUGAUUUGUUUUAGAUUACUUUAAGCCUCAACUUAUUUCAUUGGUCCUGAUAAUGAGUUUGAAGUUGUUGUAGAUUGAAUUAUUAACAGGCUAGUUGUGAAACCAAAUGUUUUUCUUUUAGUGCACACUUUUUAAACGUGUCAAAGCCUCUGCCCACUGUCCUGUGAUGACUGUUAAAUGUCAGCUUUAUUGUGUCCACAGUAUUCAGAAGUUACCAUCAACAUUACCAUUGUGGAACUUUGUUUUUUGGGCAGGUGCUUCUAGUAACGAGUGCCUUUGUUCCUCCCUUUCUCUGUAAAUGUUACAAAGUUUGCAGAGGCCUACGGGUGUUAUGUGAACCUGCAUUUAUCUGCACAGGGACAUUAGACCAGUGAUGGGCAACUGUUGGCUUGUGGAAGUGGACACAAUAUAUUUUAAAAUGCAUGUAAGGUAGAAAGAUAUAUUUCAAUGUUCUCUGUCGGAGCUUUUCUCUAUAGUUUAAUGUUCGUGUCAGGUGUUCUUUCUGGCUGUAUCUUUUGCAAUAUCAUAGCAUAUGUUCCCUAACUUCAGGACCGUCUGCUUUAAUAAAUAAGAUGCAAAUGGUAUGGAAUAUACAUUUAAUCAGAUUUUUAUAUUUUUGUCAGGUGGGAAAUGGAUGAAGGAAAAGAAAUGGGGAAACAAGAACUUAAGCUCAAUUCAGGCUGAAGCCACAUGUGUUAACCUGAGCUUGGUAUAUUGUGGUCUGUGCAACAGUGAAUACUUGAAUACAAAUAUCCUGAAUAUAGAUAUACUAAAUGUCUACAAUGACGAGCAAGAAGUAUGUUUUCUGAAUACUACAGGACUUGUUUGAAACUUCAUAUAUCCGUUAGUAUUGUUCCUGAGCCUCUGUUAAAAGGCGGAUUAUUUUUAUAUGUUUAAAUGCCGGUUCAUCAAAAAGCCUUAUGUGACCAUUUAUUCCUGUUCUGCUAGACUGUGAUGCCUACAACUCACAAUUAAAACAUACAACAAUGAU